Amphiprion ocellaris (clown anemonefish) is the source of this 2194-nucleotide messenger RNA. It is a transcript of the gene enkd1, whose product is annotated as enkurin domain containing 1. NCBI's taxonomy places the organism in Eukaryota, Metazoa, Chordata, Actinopteri, Pomacentridae. The transcript is spliced from 8 exons. Bases 666 to 1745 code for a protein of 359 amino acids. Gene Ontology annotation, cellular component: cytoplasmic microtubule. The record is from RefSeq and is a predicted model, not a curated record.
CUGCACUUGUUUUUCUGUCACCACUCGGGAGCAACGACCUCUAUCUAUUUUUUUUUUCUCUCUCAUUGGGUUUUUUUUUUUUUUACCUGUUUCAGGCCUGUCAGGCAAAUAUUCCAAAUUUUCACAGCAUUCCAACCAAGUGGUUCUGAUUCGAUUUGGUUUGGGAAACGGAUAAUUAGGGCCAGAUUCAGUUGGAGAGUGGGAGCUGCGGUAUAUAAAAACAGGACUCUCCAGAACCUGAGAGGCAACACUGAGGGAAUACGACUGCUUUGUCAAUCAUCCGGAUUACAACAGGAAUACACUUCCUAGAACUGCGUCAGAGGCAGGGGUACACAAGCAAACACGAGAUUUUUAGCACCGAAAAACUAUAUUUAAUUCACGAGGUGUGAGUUAUGGUUUAAAUAAGUGCUUACUGUUUUAAAGAUGUCGAUAUCGUAGACUUCUGGCGCAUUUUGGGGAACGUUUCUCUUCUGUUGGGUGUAGCCCUACGUGCGGCAGCCCCGUUGCCAUGGUGACGAAUACUGCAACAAGUGUUGAUACCUCGGCGUCAUCAGUCUGCGUGAACAAAAUCUUCAAACGAUAAACAAGACGAUACUGAAGGUAAACCAAUAACUCUGUUAGUUUAGCCUUCUUAACCGAGUGCAAUUGUUCAGUCGACGCUUCAGAUGUGUGAAGGACCUUCAUUAAUAUCGGGGCCAAUUCCCCCAGAUCCCUCUCUGUUUCCUCAGUACUACAGACGGCCAUCAUCAGCUCGAGGCCGUUUGGAGGGAAACCAUGAUGGGACUUUGGCCCUGCUCUCAGGGCCACUUGCUCCAGAUCCUGUGCUGUACCCGGGUUGCUACAGUGCUCGUACACCUCCUCAGCAGCCUCGCAUCGGACCUAAUGCCGCCCAUAUACUGGAACGAGGACGUAAAGGAGUUGUUGGGGAUCUACUCAAACUAGACGGUGUUGCCAUCACCCCUGUUCCCAGACAGAAACAGCGAGUACAUGACUUUGGUAAAGAGAAUGUGCGUCGGCUGCGGGAGAUCCAGAAACGCUGCAAAGAGCAGGAAGCUGAGAGAGCACAGUCCCGUUCUGUUCCCAUUAAAGCUCUUUGGACCUCCUCAAAAUACCAGGAUGUCCCAUCCAGGGUGAUGGUCCAGCUACAGGUUUCCAGUCCAGCUGUUAAGCCACAGUGUCAAAACUUUCUGAAGGCCCACUCUAAUAGUGUGUCUGCUGCUCCCCCAAGACCGCAAUCCAAAGGUUCUUCUGUAGCUUUACAUCGUUCGGCUUCCUGCAGCUCUACACAGGACCCAGACUUGAAGUUACAUGUGCAAGGUCACACCAUAGAUUUCAUAAAACAUAAUGCCCGGGCUGCAGGAAGAACUGUACCUCGUCGGUCCCAGUCCCUGACAAACCUUCGAGAGAAGCCGGUGCCCAGUGCAGUAAAGGGCCAGGUGCCUCAGUACCUUGAGGAGAGGAAGGAACAGUGGCGUAAAGAGGAGGAGGAGAGGAGGAGGAAUGCACCUGAUCCUUCAGCUCCACCUGGUCACACACUGAUGCCUGAGAUUGAAAGACGGGAGACACUGAAGUCCCUGCAAGAGACCCACCGCUCCUUGGUGACCGAGCUGCUCUCACUCCCUCUGAAAGCUGACACUUUGAGUCUUCGCUCACGUCGGGCUCAUCUUGAUUGUAGACUUUCUGAAAUUGAGGAGGCCAUCAAAAUAUUCUCCAGGGAGAAAGUGUACAUAAAAAUAGAUUCCUAACACAUGGGGAGGAAGACAAGGAAAAGGAGGAGGAAACAGAACGAAGGGGAGGGGAUGAUCUUUUAAUCCACUGCUAUUGCUAUUGAGAUUAAUGUUCUUUUUGUAGUUGCAUUAUGUAAAAUAACACUGACCCUUGUGAAAAAAGAUGACUAUUUUCAUGUUUUGAAAGUAUUUUGUAAACGGAAAAAUUUAUAAUGUAAACAGAGUGAUUUUUACAUAAGGUAAUGUAUUUUCAAAAACAACGAUAUACAUGCUACUGAAUAAUAUGCAUUUGUUUUGUGGAAGAAAAACAGUUGUGAAAACAGUGAAAACCUCAAGUGUCAUUUGCUGAGAUGUGAUUUGUUUUGUGUUUGUGUAAAGCUCGCCAGUGAUUUAUAAUGAAUAUUUUUAGGGAAAUUACUGUAAAUAUAUACAUUUAAUUUUUUUGGUGUAUUAAAACUUUCCAAGAA